AUGCCUCCCCCUCCCCGUGUGUCCCCUCCCCGUGUGCCCCCUCCCCGUGUGUCCCCUCCCCGUGUGUCCCCUCUCCGUGUGUCCCCUCCCCGUGUGUCCCCUCCCCGUGUGUCCCCUCCCCAUGUGUCCCCUCCUGGUGCGCCCUUUCCAUCCCCUCCAUUCAGAGACGUGCACGGGUGCAGCCUCACGGGGUCCAUCCCAGCCACAGUGGGGCGGCUGGCGAGCCUCAUGUUCUUCCUGGUCAACCAGAACGGCCUGUCAGGCUCCAUUCCAAGCACAGUGAGCGCGCUGCAGCAGCUGUACAUGUGGGACAUCAUGGACAACCGCAUUGAAGGCACUCCACAUGAGUCGCAAACUGCUCACCUCACUGCCGGAUCACAUCAGCUGGCUGCCCAAGCCACGUGUGAGCGUCGGCACACAGCAGAGCACGUCUACUGGAGUAACAACGUGCUGCCCAGCCUGGCCACCACAUGGUUCCUCCCCAAGCUCAUGGACCUCAAAACCCCAACCUCAUCAACCUCAACCUGGCCAAUAACGAGCUCAGCUUCUUCCUUCCCCAAGAGAUCCCAGCUGCAAUCCCUACAACAAGAUGAUGGGCGCCAUUCCGGACAUGUCAGGCUUGACGAGCCUGGUGGCGCUCUCCCUUUACGACAACGAUUUCACUGUCGUGCCACCCCGCCUGCUCAACCAAACCAACGUCACUCUGCAGCUCUACGGCAACGAGCUAUGCAAGCCCUUCUGAGCGGGGAUCUACCAGCAGUGCUCGCCGCCGCGGGCACUCAGGCACCGCUCUUCCGCAGCACGCGCGAGUGCACGUGCGUGUCACCGCUGCGCGCUGACCUGGGGCUGUACCUUACGGACCUCGUCGUCUUCUCCACUGAGCUCGUCCGGCACCUCGAGGAAAAGCUCGUCUCGGAGCUGUCGGGCAGGGCACGCAUCAACAUCACUCGCAAUCAGGUGCAAGUGACGGGCAUCAGCAGCCGUGCUUCCCUCGCCUCGCUGGCGUCAACAUUCGCGUCGGACCACACCACACACGAGUCUACGCUCAUCAUCACCGCGCUCUUCUUCCCGCCUGCCGCCGACGACUCCUGGCUCCCUCGCGACACGCCACGCGCCAUCCGCACGGCCCUCUCCACGCGCGAACCGUCGCUGCGCGCCAAUGUGGACGAGUUCGGGUCGUACCGCAUUGAGGCCUUCUAUGGGCCCGCUCCAGUGUUUCUCCUCUCCACCCUUCCACCCAUUCACACACCACUAUAUGGCCCACGCCUCUCCCGAGCAGCCACAUCAGGGCUGAGCAUAGCCUUCACGCCCUCGGGGCAGCCCGCAUCAUCGGGGCUGAGCACGGGCGCCAUCGUGGGCAUCGCUGUGGGCUGCGCGACCGUUGUCAUCUCGCUCGUGCUCGUGCUGCUCCUCCGCCCCUGGGAGAAGCGAGGGUGGACCCAAGCGGACUACAAGGAUUUGGCCGGCAUCAACCUGCGUCAAGCGCGGCGCUACUCGCUGGAGGAGCUGCAGCGCGCCACCGACAACUUCGACAACCGGCACGUGCUGUGGGAGGGCGGAUUCGGCAAGGUACGAGUGGGGGAGGGCGGAUUCGGCAAGGUACAAGUGGGGGAGGGCGGAUUCGGCAAGGUACGAGUGGGAGAGGGCGGAUUCGGCAAGGUACGAGUGGGGGAGGGCGGAUUCGGCAAGGUACGAGUGGGGGAGGGCGGAUUCGGCAAGGUACGAGUGGGGGAGGGCGGAUUCGGCAAGGUACGAGUGGGGGAGGGCGGAUUCGGCAAGGUACGAGUGGGGGAGGGCGGAUUCGGCAAGCCGUUUUUACCAGCCGACUUCUCUCCGCCCUCCCCCUUCCCUCCCAUGUCUGCCAGUGUAUCACAGGGUUCUGAAGGAAAGGUGUACAAAGGGGUGCUGAACGGUGAGGAGGUGGCGAUAAAGAUGGCGACGAAGCAGCACCAGCACGGGGGGGUGCAGUUCAAGAACGAGAUUGAGACCCUCACGGCCGCGUCUCACAGCAACCUCGUGCGCCUCACAGGCUUCUGCGUGGAGAGGGACGAGCAGCUGCUGGUGUUCGAAUACAUAGAGGGCGGUGCUUUGAACAAAUGGAUCAUGGGCAAACAGGGUCGCAGGCUGACGUGGCAGGAGUGGAUACACAUCGCCCAGAACGUUGCGAGUGCGCUGCGCUACUUGCACCGCAACAUGGAGCCUGCCAUCAUACACGGCGACAUCAAGCCGGAGAACAUCCUGCUCACGGCAGGGCAGCCCAUGCAGGCGAAGGUGGCCGACUUUGGGACGUCCAAGACCCUGCCGGAGCACGGCGAGCUGGAGUUUGGGACGGGCGAUACGGUCAUCAUGACCAAGGGCUAUUUUGAUUUAGACUAUAUGCAUUCAGGCAAGUUGACUGAGUACAGCGACGUAUACAGCUUUGGCGUGGUGUUGCUGCAGCUCGCCACGGGGAAGCAGGCGCUCAUCACGAGCGGGCACGAGAUUGUGCCGCUCAGGCAGCACGUCUUGAACCUCGCCUUUGGCCUGGAUGGCCUCUCUGCCGUGGUCGACCCGUGCCUGCUCGGAGCCGGGCAGAUAGUGGCGGGGCUUCAGGCCACAUUCAGCACGUUCCUGCACUUGGCGCUGUGGUGCACCGAGGAGCACCCCAAGCGGCGCCCCAACAUGGUUGACGUGGAGUCAGCACUGCGUGACAUCGAAGCUGCUGCUGCUGCCGCUGCUGCAGCUGAUGCUGGUGGGUUUCAAGCGGUGCACCAGCAUCAUGGUUUAGCACGAGGGGCGAAUGGGUUGGCUCCCCAAAGGGGCCCUGGGCUUGUCGCUGGGGUGCACCCCCCUCCAUCCAGUGCCGCCCAGGGGGGUGCAGCAGCGAUGGGAAACAGGUCCGCUGGUGGCUUGCCUGCUGCAGCUGGUGGACUCACAGCAGAACAAGAGGAGACUGAGGCAAUGACCGGCCCGUGUGCUCGAUAG
This is a messenger RNA of Closterium sp. Yama58-4, 2964 nucleotides long. The record is from the annotation of a GenBank genome assembly. NCBI's taxonomy places the organism in Eukaryota, Viridiplantae, Streptophyta, Zygnematophyceae, Desmidiales, Closteriaceae.